UUCGCCACAUCCGGCGCGGCUCCUGGCGCCUGCGCGCUGCGGCGGGGAGCCGGUGACGUCCGGUGGAAUCCAAGAUGGCGGCGCUAGGCUGAGCCUGCCGUCGGGGAAGUGCCGCCUCCGCCCGCCUGACGCCCCUCGGGGCACCCUGCGCCGCUCCCCGUCCCCGCCGCGGCCAUGUCCGGGCCCGGCAACAAACGCGCCGCCGGCGACGGGGGCUCGGGGCCCCCGGAGAAGAAGCUGAGCCGUGAGGAAAAGACCACCACCACUCUCAUCGAGCCCAUUCGGCUCGGGGGCAUCUCCUCCACGGAGGAGAUGGACUUGAAAGUUCUUCAGUUCAAGAACAAGAAACUGGCGGAGCGUUUGGAACAGAGGCAGGCCUGCGAGGACGAGCUCCGCGAGCGGAUCGAGAAGCUGGAGAAGCGCCAGGCCACGGACGAUGCCACCCUCCUCAUCGUCAACCGCUACUGGGCCCAGCUGGACGAGACUGUGGAAGCCCUUCUGCGUUGUCAUGAGAGCCAGGGCGAGCUGUCUGCAGGAGCGGAGGCACUUGAGACGCAGGAGGGGCCGCCGCGCGAUGGGACCCCUCUCCCAGAGCCGGGGACGUCGGAGCUGAGGGAGCCCCUGCCGGCGCAGCUGCGGCCCCCUCUCAGCGAGCCAGCCUUGGCUUUUGUGGUGGCCUUGGGUGCCAGCAGCAGUGAGGAGGUGGAGCUGCAGCUACAGGGCCGGAUGGAGUUCUCCAAGGCAGCCGUGUCCCGGGUGGUGGAGGCCUCAGACCGGCUACAGCGCCGAGUGGAGGAACUGUGUCAGCGGGUGUACAGCCGAGGGGACAGUGAGCCCCCCAGUGAAGUGGCUCGGGCUCGCACCCGGGAGCUAGGCCGGGAGAACCGGAGGCUGCAGGACUUGGCCACGCAGCUGCAGGAGAAGCACCACCGCAUCUCACUGGAGUACUCCGAGCUCCAGGAUAAAGUGACAUCAGCAGAGACCAAGGUGCUGGAGAUGGAGACCACGGUGGAGGACCUGCAGUGGGACAUCGAGAAGCUGCGCAAGCGAGAGCAGAAGCUCAAUAAGCACCUGGCGGAGGCCUUGGAGCAGCUCAACUCCGGCUACUACGUGUCUGGGAGCUCGUCGGGUUUCCAGGGGGGCCAGAUCACGCUCAGCAUGCAAAAGUUUGAGAUGCUGAACGCAGAGUUGGAGGAGAACCAGGAGUUGGCCAACAGCCGCAUGGCGGAGCUGGAGAAGCUGCAGGCCGAACUUCAGGGGGCUGUGCGGACCAAUGAGCGCCUCAAGGUGGCCCUGCGGAGCCUCCCGGAGGAGGUGGUGCGGGAGACGGGGGAGUACCGGCUGCUGCAGGCCCAGUUCUCGCUGCUGUACAACGAGUCUCUGCAAGUGAAGACGCAGCUGGACGAGGCCCGGGGGCUGCUGCUGGCCACCAAGAACUCCCACCUGAGGCACAUUGAGCACAUGGAGAGCGACGAGCUGGGGCUGCAGAAGAAGCUGCGCACGGAGGUCAUCCAGCUGGAGGACACGCUGGCCCAGGUGCGCAAGGAGUACGAGAUGCUGCGCAUCGAGUUUGAGCAGAACCUGGCGGCCAACGAGCAGGCGGGCCCUAUCAACCGGGAGAUGCGCCACCUAAUUAGCAGUCUGCAGAACCACAACCACCAGCUCAAGGGCGAUGCCCAGCGAUACAAGCGGAAGCUUCGAGAAGUGCAGGCUGAGAUCGGCAAGCUCCGAGCUCAGGCCAGUGGCUCUGCCCACUCCAUUUCCAGUCUGGGCCACCCAGAGGACUCUGGCCUCAGUGCCCCUGCCCCAGGGAAAGAAGAGGGUGGGCCAGGCCCCAUCGCUACCAACAGCAGGAAGGAGAUGGCUUCGGUGCCCGGUGCCACCACUGCUACCUCCUUGAAGAAAGAGGAGCUGAUUUCCCCUGAAGACGAUGCCCAGGCCCUAACUCCCGGGGCGCAGGGCCCCUCCUCCCGGGGCCGAGAACCCGAGACCAGGCCCAAGCGGGAGCUUCGGGAACGGGAAGGGCCUGGCCUGGGACCUGCACCUGUAGCUUCAGCUCUCUCCAGAGCCGAUCGGGAGAAGGCCAAGGUGGAGGAGGCCAAGAGGAAGGAGUCGGAGCUACUCAAGGGUCUCCGGGCAGAGCUCAAGAAGGCCCAGGAAAGCCAGAAGGAGAUGAAGCUGCUACUGGACAUGUACAAGUCCGCUCCCAAGGAGCAGCGGGACAAGGUGCAGCUCAUGGCCGCUGAACGCAAGGCUAAGGCUGAGGUCGAUGAGCUAAGGAGCCGCAUCCGGGAACUGGAGGAGCGGGAUCGGAGGGAGAGCAAGAAGAUGGCGGACGAGGACGCCCUGCGCCGCAUCCGGCAGGCAGAGGAGCAGAUCGAGCACCUGCAGCGCAAGUUGGGCGCCACCAAGCAGGAGGAGGAGGCGCUGCUGUCCGAGAUGGAUGUGACGGGUCAGGCCUUCGAGGACAUGCAGGAGCAGAACGGGCGGCUGCUGCAGCAGCUGCGGGAAAAAGACGAUGCCAACUUCAAGCUCAUGUCCGAGCGCAUCAAGGCCAACCAGAUCCACAAGCUGCUGCGGGAGGAGAAGGACGAGCUGGGCGAGCAGGUGCUGGGCCUCAAGUCCCAGGUGGACGCGCAGCUGCUGACCGUGCAGAAGCUGGAGGAGAAGGAGCGGGCCCUGCAGGGCAGCCUCGGCGGCGUGGAGAAGGAGCUGACGCUGCGCAGCCAGGCCCUGGAGCUCAACAAGCGGAAGGCUGUGGAAGCGGCCCAGCUGGCCGAGGACCUGAAGGUACAGCUGGAGCACGUGCAGACUCGGCUGCGGGAGAUCCAGCCCUGCCUGGCGGAGAGCCGGGCUGCCCGUGAGAAGGAGAGCUUCAACCUCAAGAGGGCUCAGGAGGACAUCUCCCGGCUGCGGCGCAAGCUGGAGAAGCAGCGGAAGGUGGAGGUUUACGCCGACGCCGACGAGAUCCUGCAGGAGGAGAUCAAGGAGUACAAGGCGCGGUUGACCUGCCCCUGCUGUAACACCCGCAAGAAGGACGCCGUCCUCACCAAGUGCUUCCACGUCUUCUGCUUCGAGUGCGUGCGCGGCCGCUACGAGGCCCGCCAGAGGAAGUGCCCCAAGUGCAACGCAGCCUUUGGUGCCCACGACUUCCACCGUGUCUACAUCAGCUGAACCUGGGACCCGGGACUUGGCAACACCCACGGACCCGGGGGGCUGUGCCCCCAGCCCCUCCCCAUCUCAGAGCCAGCAGCCCCACCCUCUAUUCUGGACCCCAUGGGCCCAACCCCUGGCCACCUAGUUGGUUUGGGAGCCUGGAUGAAUGCUAGUGGGAGCGGGGUCAGCCAGAUUCAGUUCCAUCUUUACCUGAAGGUCAAGACUGCAGCCUAGGGAGCACCCCUCUGCUGGAAGGGGCUGCCAAGAGAAGCCUCAGGGGCCCCCAAUCCUCCACCGAGCUUCCUGGAGGCACCUGUCCCUAAAGGGAAACUGCCUGGCCUCUGACCUUCCCUGCCCUCCAGAGGAGGCUCACUCCUCGCCUGCCCACCACCGAGAGGCAGGCAGGGCAGGGCGUCCGCCAGGGGCCCAGCCAGGCUGGCUUUACCCACCAGCCCCAGGCCUGCUGGAGGCUCCUGUCUGCUGUAGAGUUCACAGGACACUUUGGUUCUUAGGCUAAAGAGGGAGGCGGGGGGACGGACCACCUGCUUCCUCUGGGUGCUCUAUGGUUGCUAUGGUUACCCACUUCGUUUUGGGAGCUAAGCCAUGAUGGUCAGCAGUUUCUAUUCUAGUCAGGCCCCUCCCCCAAUGUCUACUAUUUCUCAAGCCCAUUUGCCCCCAACUCAUGCAUCUAAGCCUGCACGGGGUCCCUGGCCCUAACCCUGCUUUCAUCCUGGCAGCCGUACUGCAGUGGAAGGGCAGCUUCCCAGGAUGGCAGACAGACCAGCCCCAGCUGCUGGGCCAACUUCAGUCAUUCCAGGUAGAGCCUCAUUCAACACCCUGAGACUGAGCCUGUACCCGCCCCGCUCCCCCGUGCGGCCUGUGCCGUCCACACAGUCUAGUGAGGGGCUUGGGAGGUGGAGCUGCUGGACAGGUGCGAGGGCCUGCUGGGACCCGGAGCCUCUGCUCUACACGUGUCUUGUACAGGCCCCUUGUUCCGAAUAAACCUCCAGCCCUCAGCGGA
Molecule: messenger RNA, 4177 nt
Organism: Lepus europaeus (European hare)
Lineage: Eukaryota; Metazoa; Chordata; Mammalia; Lagomorpha; Leporidae
Gene: RNF40
Product: ring finger protein 40
Exons: 20
Coding region: 175-3174 (999 amino acids)
Cellular component (GO): HULC complex; nucleus
Molecular function (GO): metal ion binding; ubiquitin protein ligase activity
Source: RefSeq, a predicted model, not a curated record